This is a messenger RNA of Hemicordylus capensis (graceful crag lizard), 7263 nucleotides long. It is a transcript of the gene MRE11, whose product is annotated as MRE11 homolog, double strand break repair nuclease. Gene Ontology annotation, molecular function: manganese ion binding; 3'-5'-DNA exonuclease activity; DNA endonuclease activity. Bases 571 to 2703 code for a protein of 710 amino acids. The record is from RefSeq and is a predicted model, not a curated record. The transcript has 20 exons. NCBI's taxonomy places the organism in Eukaryota, Metazoa, Chordata, Lepidosauria, Squamata, Cordylidae. Gene Ontology annotation, biological process: double-strand break repair via nonhomologous end joining; double-strand break repair via homologous recombination; meiotic DNA double-strand break formation. Gene Ontology annotation, cellular component: nucleus; Mre11 complex.
CUCCUGUUGUCGCGAGCGAGGGAAACCCUGCGGAGCGAGGCGCGCUAUGCCUCAGGCCAAAGACCCACCAUUAUAGGCUGAAGGGAUGUUAAAAAAAAGAAAAGAGAAAAAAGAAAAACAAUUUUACCAAAAUCUGGGGCGUGAGGGGAUCACAUAAGCGAAAAGGCUUCCGCGCGAGAUCCCAAAGCACUCGCCCACAAGAGAGGCUGCCCGCUGUUUCUCUGCAUGAUUCCCUGCUCUGCCCAUGUCUCCUCCCACCAGCCUUUGCUGGGGUGGUGGUGUCAUUUUGUGGUCUUCUCCAACAGAUAUUAAGGCUACAGUAGAAUAUUAAGGCCACACAGCACAUCUCUGCGUGAUUAGGUACUCUGGCUAUACUUCUUUCCAAGUCAGCCUCUGCAGGCCCCUUUAGAUGCGAUUGGAUCAAUUCAAUCAGUUUCCAUGCAAAGAUUGUAGAAUUAGCCACACAGAGGAGGCUGCCAGCUUGCAUGACUCCUAGUCUCUCGAUGUUUGGUAGUACAGCAGAGUUCUCUGUGAAGUCCAGUGGAUUUUGGAGCCAGUGUGAUUGCAGAGAUGAGGCCUGCCACUUCCAUAGAUGAAGACGAAAGUAACACAUUUAAAAUUUUAGUUGCUACUGAUAUUCAUCUUGGGUAUAUGGAGAAGGAUGCUGCCCGUGGAAAUGAUACAUUUGUAACUUUUGAUGAAAUCUUGAAACUUGCUCAAGAUAAUGGGGUGGACUUUAUUUUAUUAGGAGGAGAUCUUUUUCAUGAAAACAAGCCCUCCAGGAAAACCUUGCACACCUGCUUAGAACUAUUAAGGAAAUAUUGCAUGGGUGACUGUCCUGUGCAGUUUGAAAUUCUGAGUGACCAGUCAGUUAACUUUGGUUUUAGCAAGUUUCCAUGGGUGAACUACCAAGAUGGAAAUCUCAACAUUUCUAUUCCAGUUUUUAGUAUCCAUGGCAACCAUGAUGAUCCCACAGGGGCAGAUGCUCUUUGUGCUUUGGACAUUUUGAGCUGUGCAGGAUUCUUGAAUCAUUUUGGGAGAUCGCCGUCUGUAGAAAAGAUAGACGUUAGUCCUGUUUUACUUCAGAAAGGCAGCUCGAAAAUUGCUCUUUAUGGGUUAGGAUCUAUUCCAGAUGAGCGCUUGUACCGAAUGUUUAUGAACAAACAAGUCACCAUGCUAAGGCCAAAGGAAGAUGAAGAGAGUUGGUUUAAUCUGUUUGUAAUUCAUCAGAACAGGAGUAAACAUGGAGCCACCAAUUAUAUCCCUGAGCAAUUUUUAGAUGACUUUCUUGAUCUUGUAAUUUGGGGUCAUGAGCAUGAAUGCAAAAUCUCUCCGACUAGAAAUGAGCAGCAACUUUUCUAUGUUUCUCAACCAGGAAGUUCAGUGGUUACAUCUUUGUCACCAGGAGAAGCUGCUAAAAAGCAUGUUGGCUUACUGCGCAUCAAGGGCAAAAAAAUGAACAUGGAGAAGAUUCCUCUCCAGACAGUACGGCCAUUCUUCAUUGAGGAUAUUGUGCUUGCUGACCAUCUAGACAUCUUUAACCCUGACAAUCCUAAAGUAACACAAACAAUACAGGCUUUCUGCAUGGAGAAGGUUGAAACUAUGUUGGACAAUGCAGAAAGAGAACGCCUUGGAAAUCCCCAGCAGCCAGUGAAGCCUCUAAUAAGGUUACGAGUAGAUUACAGCGGAGGCUUUGAACCAUUCAGCAUUGUCCGUUUCAGCCAGAAGUAUAUGGACAGGAUAGCAAAUCCAAAAGACAUCAUACAUUUUUCCAGACAUCGGGAGCAAAAAGAGAAAAAUGAAGAUGAAAUUAACUUUGGAAAGCUGGUCCACAAGUCUGCAUCAGAGGGAGCAACUUUGAGGGUAGAGGAUCUUGUAAAGGAAUACUUCAAGACUGCAGAGAAGAAAGUGCAGCUUUCCCUCUUGACUGAAAGAGGAAUGGGAGAAGCAGUGCAAGAAUUUGUAGAUAAGGAGGAGAAGGAUGCUAUUGAAGAGUUGGUGAAAUUCCAGCUAGAAAAGACACAGAGGUUUCUGAAGGAACGACAUACGGAUGCAGAGGAGGCAAAAAUUGACGAGGAGGUACAGCGGUUUAGAGAGUCGAGGAAAAAGAAUACCGAGGAGGAAGAUGAGGAAGUUCGUGAGGCUAUAAACAGGGCCAAAGCCCACAGAUCACAGGGAGCUGACCAUAUUUCUAGUGAUGACGAUCCCAUGGAUGUGGACACCGCUGAUCAAAAAGCUAAUGAUGACUCGGAUGAGGGCCUUUCUUCCUCACUGAGCCGGGGAAGAGGCAGAGGCAGAGGUCGGGCAAGAGGUGGAAGAGGGCAGAAUGUCACUGCCAGAGGAACAUCUCGACGAGGAAGAGGAGGAAACAGUGGCCAAGAACAGACGAAUUACAGUAGAACAUAUAAGCCUGUGUCUACCCCUUCAAAGAACAUGACUAUCAUGGACGCUUUUCAGUCAUCAAGACGGCAGCCCUCCAGGAAUGUGCCUGCCAAGACUUACACAGAGGUAAUUGAAGAUGAUGACUCUGAUGUGGAAGAAGUGUCCUUUACCCCUUCUUCCACCUCAAACCAAAGAGUAUCCAGCACUGCAGUAUCUAGCAGAUGGAGCUCAGUGAGCCAGUCACCACGAGGAGUUGACUUCGAAUCAGAUGAGGAUGACCUAUUCAAGAGUGCUUCUACUUCAAGAAGAAACAGACGAUAAUUUCAGAGUUAUAAUAAUAUGGAAGAGUAUUGAAGAAGAAAAAUUCCCAAAUUCUGUUAACAAUCUGAGGACAUAUGCAGCUUUCCUCAGAUCAUUUCAGUGUCAAUUACAUGUAGCCUUGACAUGUUUUAGGCUUCCUAGAUGGACAAUUUGUGUUACUGAUUCUGUAUAUGCAAUAUCACUGAAGUGCAUGAGAAUACUCAGUGGAAAUAGCCAUAUAUAAUAGCAAAACAUUUUUUUAAAGAUCGAAUCAGUCUUUCAGGAGGCAUUAACUGCUUUAGAGAAACUUUAAAGAUAUUUUUCUUCAUUAUCUUUUUAAAAUAAAUACUACAGAGGAAUAUAGUUCUCAGUAUGUGAGCAGACAACAUUAUUGCUUUUCCAGGUUUAUUAAUCCUUAAUUGAAGGAGUUUUGUAUGACAUAAAUCCAAUCUAUUCAGUACUGAAACUCAAACCCAGUUCAGUUGUUUUAAUGUUGGUGGGCUGCUAUAAGAAAAGCCUGCCAGGUAUUUGGAUAAAAAAAGUGACUCCUGCCCUGAAACUAAUUUUGAGCUCAAAAGCAGUCUUAAGGGUGGAGGGCCUGAGAACACAUAAACAGUGGUCGAAUAAUGCCUUCUUCCAGAUGUACAGAAAUAAUUUCCUAAGGACUUCACAGGUGGCUGGUUAUGUUGAGCCAAUGUGGUUUGGAUGCCUGCAACUAUCGGUAAAAACUGGCAUGAGAUUGAUAGAAAUGGCUCAAAAGUAGUAAAUGGAGGUGGUACAUGAGGUCCAAGUGGCAUUUCUUCUUAGUUUUGUAUCCCUGUCCAAACAGCAUACACAUUGUUUCAAUGACUUGGGGUGGUGGGGGGACACUUUAAAAAGGGAGUGCCUAAAUAUCAGUUCCACUUACACAUGACAGACACUGCUCUUAAGACCUGCUGCAUUGUGGUAUAUGUUGGUGAAUUUUGAGUUGUACAAUAUAUUUUCACAUAGAUGGUCUUUAUUCUGUCUGAUGAUAUUUUUAUAGAAGCAUAUCUGAAGAAGCAUAUUGGAGAACUAAGAAUGUUAUAUGUGUGAUACAGAUCAGUUAAAUACUGUCUGUGUUACAUCCCACCUCCCACCCACCCCAAUUUGAUCAAGAGUUCUGAUGGGUAUGUGCCUAUUUGUUAAUAUCAAAGGAUUUGGGUUUCGUAUAAACAUAAAAGCAAAAUAGAGGCUCUUGAUUAUGUUAUAAAUGUAAUAAACACAGUAUAGUAGUUGCAGUAUCUGCAUAAAUAGGUUGCAUCUCAGUACCGUGUGUGUUGCUUCAGAAUCUCUCUGGGCUUCACAAUGUAUUUUUGUCUCUCUGUUGCAUCUGCUAGCUAUAGAAUAUAGUUGGAUGCUGGGUACUAUUCAUGUAUACAGCCAUUUUGUCAACAGAUGCAGAAAGGUGGGCUACAGUCCAACCUGAAUUGCCUAACACUCAUUUCUACAGAUGUUGAAGUUGCCUGACACUCCCCUCUGCCUGAACUAAUUUUGUUUUAAAAUAGGUAUUUAUCCAUCACCUUGUUUACAUUAUUUGUUCAAAGAUCCUCUUAAAUCUGUGAACAUUCAAACUUUCUCCUACUGGAGAAAGGGGGGAUAGAUUUACAGUCAUGGUUGUUUUAGAUUUGCAAAUGGGAGAUUUCAGGAGGUGGGUACGUUUUUGUGUUUGACUCAAAAUAAAUAAUAAAUGCUGCCAAAUGCUUGGUGUACUUCUGUGGAUCUUUCCCACUUUGGUAUCCAUGAUUCCUUUCUUCCGACCCUUCAGUAUUAGCUGCACAUGCUCUAUUUAAUCCUACCGCUGUACAACAUGGGUCCCCCCCCCCCUUGCCUAGAAAGAAACAAACAUGUUUUUUGUAAAAACAAAAAAACCAACCUGUAACUUACUGGGAUUUCAAAAUGUCCCCCCCACCCCCUGAAGACUGCUUAUGGAGGUCCAUCAACACUGCAUAGUUGUGCGAUUUAGUUUUUCAUUCAGGGUCUAAUUUAUUUAAAGCCCAACAGUAGAACUUGUUAUGAAUGUGAAUAAAACAUAUUAGUAUAAUGUUUUAAAACUCCAUAAUGGAAGAUUUGUUAGGGGCAUGCAAGGGUUUGUGUGUGCCUGAAGAAUAUUUUACUUGAAUUCUUUUAAUAGGUCUUGUGGUAGCAAACAUGACUUGUCCCCUUAGCUAAGCAGAGUCCACCCUGGUUGCAUAUGAAUGGGAGACUUCAUCUGUGAGCACUAUUAAGAUAUCGAGCUGCUCUGGGAAGAGCAGAAGGUUCCAAGUUCCCUCCCUGGCUUCUCCAAGAUAGGGCUGAGAGAGAUUCCUGCCUGCAACCUUGGAGAAGCCGCUGCCAGUCUGUGUAGACAAUACUGAGCUAGAUGGACCUAUGGUCUGACUCAGUAUGUGGCAGCUUCCUAUGUUCCACUGUGCCGUCUGUCAAAACUCCUCUCAGUUUCAAAAUUGGUUUUGAAACUUAGAGGCCAUAUGAGGGGGUUGUUCAGGUAAAGCACGUUCAGAGUCUCCUUGGAUGCCCAGAGCUCAGUGACAGCCAGACUAAUGAAGCACUUGAGUGAAUGUGUUGCAUCAAGCUAGAUGCACCACGUCAAGCUUGCCUUCUAGAUUAGUGUUGUUCUGACUAGUGCAAACGUUUGCUAGCACAACAAGGUGUGCAACCUGUGGCACAUUCAGUAUGUCUUGCAGAAAACCUUUGCACAAGACCACAGUUCAAAAAAUCCCCGUGAUUUUGCACAGCUUGUCCAUUGCUCAAGUGAUUCCUUAGUCUGACUGUCAGCCACUGCAUUCUAGUCAUCCGUUAAAAUGUUUAGCUAUAGCUUAUUGAGGGUGUUUGCCCUAAGCAACUACAUGGUAUUGGAAGCACUGAGAAUUAUACAUUUAAAAGGGUUCAAAAUGUCAGCAGUUGCCUAUGUUAAUAGGUAUGUGCUUGUGUCACUCUUGGGACAACUACCUUUCCCCAAGGCACUUACAGAAUUUGCUUUUAAAAAAUCCCAAACAUGAAGCAAUCUUCAGUGUAAACCAAAACAAUACAAUAACAAACUACAAUACCACACUACAAGCCUUGUCACUUUAGCUUUCGAUGGAGGCCACUGGAGUUGUGUUUUUUACUUUUGACUUUUCAUUAUUGCUUGAUCCAGUUUAGAAAUACACAUUCAGGUGGAUGGUAGGCUAGUUUUUGCCUUGUGGGAGAAGCGCUCAAGCCUCCGCUGCAUGAUGAAAUCUGUCCAAGCAAGAAGUUGCUGCUGUGUAGCAAUGAAAUAAGUAUCAAGCCGUAAUUGAUGAUGAUCCUUUCUUCCUCCCUGCUUGUGUUUGGGGAGAAUGGUGCCAGACAAUAGACCCCUGAGGGGAGUGAGCAUAGAUGAAACAGACACGUCAGAGUAGAAAUAAGGCUGUGUAAACCAAUAGGCAGCCUUCCUACCUGGUCGGCUUUUGAAGAGGCAAUGUGCUGACAAGCUCUGAGAAGUGUGCCUUGAUUGCAUGAGAGACUUGCAAAGCACAAGCAAUUGUCUGGAACAUCUACUGGCAUGAAUACCAAGAGAUUUCUGCAUCUUGUUCUCAUCAAGAUGUAAGACAGUGUCUCCUAACAGAAGCAGAGAGCAAUGCUGUUCUUAGAUGGGUAUUUCUGAAUCUGGAGAGUAUUGGUCUCCAGAAAUGGUUCUUCGUUAUGUGUGGCUCUUCCUCCCUUACUUGGCUAAUGCUCUUGAGAGAUCAGAAAAGCUUCCAGCCAAUGCAAGUUGGGAGGCAUCUUUUGAAAUACUGAACAUCUCUCAUUUCUUUUCGUGGACAAAUUAUACCCUUCAAGACUGGCAAAGCUUUCUGGAUGGGAGACAAUAUGGGACAGGAUCCCAGCAUCUUAUUGUGAAAGCCUUGCUCAUUGUGGCAUACUCCUUUAUCAUAGUAUCCUUGCUCUUUGGCAAUGUCCUGGUCUGUCACGUCAUGAUCAAAAACAAACAGAUGCAUUUCACCACCAGCCUGUUCAUUGCAAAUCUUGCUGUAGCAGACCUAAUGAUCACCUUUCUCAACAUGCCCUUUACUUUGGUAAGAAAACUGGUGUCUCUCUCUCUCUUUUUGGGAUUAUUAAUGAAAGAAUAUUUGCUCAUGUCUGGAUAUUUUUAUUUAAUGUCCUUUAUUGGAUAUAUGACAGUUUCAAGUAUGUCUGCCCAAGUUCUUUUGUUGUUGAUGUAGUGGGUUUUUUCAAGCUUUUAGGGAAACACAGCUUAAGUCUAAAUCGUGUAACCCCUGCUAAGUGGGCAAAGAGGCAACGUGAUUCUCUUUAUUUAGUAGGGGGAGAGUAACUGGCCCUAUCCACCUCCAGCACAGGACCUCCAGUGACUGUUGCUGGUGUCUAUCUAAUGUUUCUUUUUAGCUUGUGAGCCCUUUGGGGACAGGGAGCCAUCUUAUUUAUUAUUUUUCUAGGUAAACUGCUUUGGAAAUGGUAUAUAAGUAUUGUUGUUGUAUAGCUCAAUAUGAAGUGCUUUGUAAAGGCAGGUUCAGUGUAUAUUUCUGUUAAGACAUGAAAAAGAGCAAGCUCUAGUUUCCACAAUAAACCUGAAGUUCUAAAGUG